Molecule: messenger RNA, 3786 nt
Organism: Nematolebias whitei (Rio pearlfish)
Lineage: Eukaryota; Metazoa; Chordata; Actinopteri; Cyprinodontiformes; Rivulidae
Product: meiosis inhibitor protein 1
Exons: 32
Coding region: 1-3786 (1261 amino acids)
Biological process (GO): meiosis I
Source: RefSeq, a predicted model, not a curated record
AUGGCAACCUCGGAUAUCAUUUAUGAAAAGGUUCACUUCAGACACGAUCCAAAAUGGAGCGUCCGCCUGCGGCCUGCAGAGGGAGGGCUGUUCUGUCUGGCAUGUGUUAUUGAGAUAAUCCAGGCAGGAGAAAUGGCGUCAGUGAGGAAGUCCUACGCCUUGUCUGGUGUAAGUGGGAUGCUGAAGAACUCUGCAAAAGCAAUGAAGGAGCUGCUCCAACAGGACCACAGAGUCACGCUGCAUUUUAUUAUUACACUAAUAGGUAUGCUUCAAACUGUGGAGGACCCAGUCACUCUGGAGAAGGCAGACCAAGUGCUGGUUCAGCUGGUUUUAGAGCUCCAGAAUGAACUGCCCCUACACUUUGUUUUGGAUGAGAUACACAAACAGCUGAGUGAUCAGCUCAAUGUGAAGCGUUUCCGACCUACAUUCAACUUCCUGGGGAACCUUUUGAAAACGGUCCCUAACGUGGCUCACAGCCUCAUGACUCAGUACGUCCCCUUGCUGGACCACCUAUGCUCAGCCUGGCUUUACCCAGAUGAAGCGCUGAAGACGUCAGUUGUGUUUGUGUGGCUUCAGCUGCUGGGGACAUGUGGAGACGCAGCAGCCCAGUCCCUGCCUGUUGCCAUUAGGGACAGACUGUGCACGCUGCUGCUGCAGACCUUUGCCAAUGCUGGCUCAGGACAGCUCAUUAAAAACUGUGCUGAGGUUAUCAAGCUGUUGCUGCUGAGUGGUGAUGAUUUGUUGCAGCUGACCAGUGCUAGGUGCAUUGCUGCUGUUCUGGUUCAUUCUCCCAGUCAGUACAGCCCUGUCUUCAUCAAGGCCGAUUUACCUGGAUUUCUGUUUGACCGUCUUGCCUGUAGCAACAGUGAGAUGCUGCUGUGGUCCAUCUACGCCUGUUUGGUGUUGCUAACUGAAGAGCCACUCUUGUUCUCUCAGUGCCACACUGUCUACGGUAUCGAGUCCCUGGUCCGCAGUCUGAAGCAGGCUUUGCGCCUGACUAAUCUGGAGGUACCAAAACAAGGUUUUCUGCUCCUCACUGAAAUACUGGAAAGACAGCCUCCAAGCAUCCAUCUGUUCCCCAGUGGCUCAGCGUUUGGGGCAGUUUCGGAGGUCUUGUUAGCUGGAGUCUCCGCUUCCUGCCUGUUGGUAGCCACGCAGGCUGUCAGUGCUGCUACCACUUUGUUCAGACUGAACCACCAGCCCAGCCCAGUCCAGUACAAAGCAUUAGUUGGGCUGAUAGAGGCCAUCACCAGUAAAUUCCCAGAGCUACAUCUGCCCUCCUCUGCUCAUCGGCGAAGCACCGGUAAUCUGAGGAGGUCCAAUCCCAAAAGCCACCCCUUUAAAUCCAAAGAAUAUCUACUAAAAGCACUUGUCUGUUUUCAUGCAGCAUGCAGGCUUGCUGAGGAAUGUGCGUCAGAACCUGUUCUGAUGAAGAACCCAUUUACAUCUCCCUAUAAACUCAACUGUGCUGAGGACUCCCUGGAGUCUCUGUGCCGGUGUCUGCUGCGCUGCUGUGAUUCUGUCUGGAUACCUACUGUUCUUAGGGCGUGUGAGCAUGUACCCAGCAGCCAGAUUCUGCAGUACUUCUACUCUAUACUUUGCUCCCAGUUUGAUCUGCUUCCUUCUUUCAUGCCUGAAUUUGCUAAAAAACUAGCAUCUUCUGGUUUCUUUAAGCUGGCUGUGGAACAUAAAGCUGUCCUUUGUGCAGGAAACAGCAAUCCAAAUAUGAACUCGUCUUGCUGUGGUUUUCUGCAGAAACUAAGCGUGUGUCUGCUUUCCGUUUCAGACCCUCCCACUGGCUCCCAUAAUGAUUUUGAGGAGGUGAAAAAUCUUCUGCAGUCCAGCCUUUCCUCUCUGUGUUGUCAUCUGUCAGACUGGCCCUCUCUGUUGUGUGAAUAUCAAGAACCAAGAGACACCAAGUACUGCCUGGUGCUCUUCCUUUACCUGGCUCUAAAGCAUGGAGACAGGCUGCUGCCAGACCAGGCCGUGUUCUCCAGUGUGGUGGUGAUGUUGCAGUCAGUGCAGGAGCAGAGCGACUCAGUGCUGCCUCUCUUUGUCCUCCGCUCUUCCCUCUAUUUGUUGGCCGUGACUCAGGACAAGAGCCCCAGUCUUGACAGGGCUCCUUUGAGUUGUAUCAGCAAAGCACUCUCCUCUUGCCAAAGUUUUUCUUCCAUCUAUACUCACCAUCCUGCACUUCUCCACUUCAUCUGUCGAUAUCGGGAAUUAGCACAAAGAUUUGGUCCCCUGGUCCUGGAGCUUUGGUUGACCAAGAAAUCCCAGAGGAAUACAGAGCAGACCACGGCAGAUUUGCAGGAGAUUGCUGAAAAGGGAGAAAGUCAAGCAGAGACGCACAAUCAGGAACCAGACACAGAAACCAUAGAGCUUCUGGCUGUUCUUGAAAAGUACCCAGAUGUCAUACUGACCCUCAUGGACAUGAUGAUAACCAGAGAGACUCCCCUCGCAGAGCGAGUUCUGAGUGUAAUUGAAACUCUUUUGCAUGGAAGCAGAGAAUAUACAACUGAUUUGUGUGCAAGCCUUAGACCAGCCCUGCUCCAGGCUUUACAAAGAAUCAGUGUGGAGAGCAUGGGCAGUGGACUCGAACAUGAUCUCACUGCACUGGCAGUUAAAUCUCUCCCUGUGGUGCUGAAGCUGCUGUGUGUGACCCAGACCAGUGACCCGCCUUCACCCGCCAUUUUCACCAAUAUGGAAGAAGUGCACUUCAAGUUGCUCUACCAUGUGAGUAGUAUCGUGGGGAUGCUGAAGCCCUCCAACACAGAGAGCCUCCUGCCUGCCCUCAACUACCUGCAGUGCUGCCUGAGUCUGUCACCUGCACACAGCGCUGAUAGAGCUGUCUCCGUGCUGCUCUCCAGCUCUGGGCUGAUGGCCCAGCUGCAGACAGUCAUCUCCUCCUGCUCAGCUCCAUCACCCCCUCCAUUUGUCUGUCGUUCCUCGGCUCUGCUGAGUUGCAGCCACCUACUCCUGUCCUCCCUCAUUACCUUGCAGCGUCUUCACUCCACUCAGGUCCAAAAGAGCAUCAGUUGGAGUUUGGACGCAGCUGUGCAGCGACUUCUUCUUCAGAAAAGAAACACAGACAAUCUUCUACUCGUCAGCUACCUGAAGUUGCUGGAGGCACUUCUUGAUGUUGACCUGGCAUCAGCAGUGGUGGUGUGUCUGAACACUUGCUCUGGACAUGCCCGGCUGAGGCCCCUGGGGGUGGAAGACAGCGCGUUGUACCCACUUGGCUCCACAGACGCAAUGUGCCUCUUAACUUCUCUCAGUGGACUACUUUUACAGAAACACGAAUUGCUGCUGCGAACCUCAGUCAACUGUCUAAGCUCCCUGCUGGGCUUCCUUAAAAGACAAAGUCCAGUUACAGCCAAAUAUGCAGCUCGUCAGCCGUGGUAUCAGUUCCUCCUCCGUUGUCUGCUCAGCUCAGGAGAGAACUACUUUCUGCAUCCUGCUCUUCUCAGACUCAUCACACUUAUGUUGCAGUACGGUAGCGCAGCUGUGCUGUGGGAGUCAGAUCUACUUCAUGUGCUCGAGACAAUAGAAAAGAGCGGGGUGAAGGAGCUCAGCCAAGAGACGGCUCAGGCUUUGAGGUUGCUUCUUAUACAGAUCCAGAGCAGUGUUUCACUUCCCACAGAGGAGCACAAGCUGAGAGUGAGGAAAAUGAUGGAGGAGCUUGAGCCGCACACGUCAGCUGACAGCUGCAGUUCGUCCAGCAGCAUCUUACGUGUUGGAGAAAUAUCCAUCUGUUCAUCUGACUUCACUUUGAAAAUGGGCUGA